Molecule: messenger RNA, 4931 nt
Organism: Rhineura floridana
Lineage: Eukaryota; Metazoa; Chordata; Lepidosauria; Squamata; Rhineuridae
Gene: APELA
Product: apelin receptor early endogenous ligand
Exons: 3
Coding region: 218-382 (54 amino acids)
Biological process (GO): heart development; apelin receptor signaling pathway
Molecular function (GO): apelin receptor binding
Source: RefSeq, a predicted model, not a curated record
GAAACAGGAAGGCACUGACCACAGUGCAGAACCAGUAACCUUGCCUGGUGUGUGAUCAUUAACCUUGCUGGAAAAGGCAGCUGGGAGCUCCUUUCGAAAGCUUGUCAUUAGAAUGUGAGCUGAGCCAGAGAUACUGCAGACACAUUUCCGGGAGGGUGUCUGUAGAUUGGCUGCAAGUGUUUGAAAUAUCGGAUCCACUUGGUGCCGGUCUGCCAAAAUGAGGUUCCAGCAGCUCCUUUUGACCUGGAUUUUGCUCCUCAUCCUUGUGCUCCUGAUCAACGGACAGAGGCCAGUUAACCUGGCUUCAAGGCGAAAACUCCACAGACAUCACUGUUCCCACAGGAGAUGCAUGCCCCUUCAUUCCAGAGUGCCCUUCCCCUGAGCAACAUGACACACAGAAAUGCAGCAGAUCAUGCUUUCUCAACCUGGAGAAUUUCUUCAUGUCAGGCUGUUCUUAGAGAUACAGAAAUAUGUUACAUCAAAAACAAAAGAAACUCUUAUCAUUUAGCUCCAUAACAGCCACGUUUUGCUGAAUGUGCACCCUUUUAAACCGGGGAUGCCCUCCAGAUGUUGUUGAACUUCAUCUCCCAUCAGCCCCAAUCACCAUGGCCAAUGAUCAAGAAUCAUGCCAAUUCAAUCCAGCAACAUCUGGAGGGCCAUAGGUUUCCCACCACUACUUCAAACAUUCCCGUUUCACCACUGGGUAGCUGCUCCAGGGAAAUGUGGUUAGGGGCUAAGGAUGUUUUUUUAAGGGUUGUAUCCUAGACUGAUUUGGUAAAGAUGAAAGAAUUCAAAUGCCCUUUUAUACAAGAUCCAAAAGAGCAGCUAUGUUAUUUUAUAGCAAGAAAAAGACAAAGUGUGAGGAGGCAUAGACUAACAAGCUUGCCCUGGCAGGAGCUCAUGUGCCAUCCUAUUCAAAAUAGUGAGUAGCAGACUGUUUGAAGGAAGAACUGGGAGGUCUUUGAUUUAAGAUUGCAUUCCACUGUAUAAAGCUGAAGUAGUACAUUUGAAACCAAGUGGGGGUCCUGCAGCUUAAAUAAUGGGAGGUGCAAAGGAUCAAUGGUCUACAGUCUAUGGCACCAUAUAAAUGCAAACACUUUUGCCACUCCAGAAGCACACAGGUAAAACAUGUAAAUAUACCACAGCAAGGAUCAAAAGGAUGCCAAACCUCCCUUUUGGAGAAGCAUACCAUUUACAGAUGAAUAAAACAUGCCAUUGAUAGCUCUCUCUCUCUCUCUGUGGUAUGGAUAAUGGCAUAGCCUUAGGUAGUUUAGUUGUAAUAAAUAAAAAAUGACUAUAAUCCCAAAAAUCAAUUCUCUUAAAAUGUCAACUAAUCAGGAGUGAGCAUCUUUAAGGGCCAGUAACUGCCUUUCAAAAACAAUUUACAUUUUCUAAGCAGCUCCAUUGAAGUAACCAGUGCCCGUGCUUGAAACUCUUAUGAAAUCUAUCUGUGCAGAAGCUGGGAGAAAACUACACCCAUCUCAAAUAUUUCUGACACCAUGUGUCAGCCAGUUUUAUUUACCUGUUCUUUAUCUUGCAUCAUCAAUGCCACUCUGGCAGAGCUUGGAAAAGUUAGUUUUUUAAUCUACAAUUCCCAUCAGCCCCAGCCAGCAUGGCCACUGUAGUUAAAAAAAAAAAAACUUUUCCAAGCUCUGCACUCUGGGCUUGUUUGGGAGAAAGAGUGGAAUAUAAAUUGAAUAAAUAAUAACAAAUAAUGUGCGUAGCAUUUUACAGCAUGUAAGAGUGCAGGUUCCUAUCUCAAGGGCUAACAAAACAUCAGUGACAUAAGAGCCCUGCUGGAUUGGACCAAAGGCCUAUCUAGUCUAGCAUUUUGUUCCCAUAAUGGUCAACUAGAUGCCUAUGGGAAGCUCACAAGCAGCAUGUGAGCACAAUAGCGCUCUCCCGGCUCAUGUUCCCCAGCAACUGGUAUUCAGAGGCACACUGUCUUGGAUGUUAGAGAUAAUAUAUAGCUACCAUGACUAGUAGCUAUUGAUAGCCUCAUCCUCCAUGAACAUAUCUAACUUCCUUUUAAACCCAUCCAGAUUAGUGACAUCACUACAUCUGUGGUAGCGAAUUCCAUAGUUUAACUAUGUGCUGUGUGAAGAAGCACUUCCUUUUGUUUAUCCUGAAUCUACCAUUCACAACCAAGGAGACAGGAGAGGAAGGGGGGGCAGAAGCAGAGGCAGGAGUAAACAGGGAAAGAAUGUGUGUUAUGUCAGUUACAUGUAACUUAGGCUUAGUUACAAAGGAAGUCAGUGUAGGUCAGAAGCAAGGAAUAUUAAUUAUGCCCAAAGCAACCUGCAUUGAAAUACAAGUGGGAAUCUCACACCACCAGAAAACAGCUGAUGUUCGUAAGACUCAAGAAGCUUCAGUAAACAAAAACUAAGAGUUCUUCCAUAUAAACAUCACCUUUGCUUAUACGUUAUGCUAUAAGUAACCAAGGUGGGGAAUGUGUGAGCAUCCAGUCUGCAUUGAUGUCGGAAUUACUUUUUAAGAUUUUUUUUAAAAAAACUCUUUUUUUAAAAAAAAAUGUUUUUAAAGAUACUUUGUUUUAAUAUGUUUUCAGAUGUGUAUGUUUUAAUAUGUUUUUACAUUUGCUUUCUUUUAAUAUAUUUUAAAGACUUGUUUUUAAGAUGUUUUAGAAUGGUUUUUAGAGUUUUUGCUUGCUGCCCCGGGCUCCUUCUGGGAGGAAGGGUGGGAUGGAUGGAUGGAUGGAUAAAUAAAUAAAUAAAUGCCUCAUCACCACCAUGCUAACUUUUUCAAGAUCCUAAUCAGCUACAGCACUGGUCUUUCAGAAAUACAUUAUAUGCACUUUUAGAGAAAGAUGAUUUUAAAAAAAGCUUUAGUAGCAAGGCCCACCUGUGUGUCAAUUACAGCAGGUGGCAGAUUAAGCGAGAGCUGAGUGGUAUCAACAUAAAGAUAUCAAGCCAAAGCAAUCACAUCAGCUCACUCAGCAUGCAGGAAUUUAGGAGCAUUGUAGAAUUCAGAAGUGGGAGGAGAGGGAGUCCUAGAGCCACUAGCUGUACAGAGUGGAUUCAAUCAUCUCCUUCCUGUACUCGCAGCGUUUCAUGACCGUGUAGCCAGUUUCUAAUGUGCCUUGAAAUACAAUGCAUGCAAGUUGAUAUUACAGAGCCUGGGUAAUAAAUAUGCACUUAGGUGAAUUUCCUACCCCUCCUUACGCAGAACAUCUAUUUGCAAGACUAAAAGCUCUUUUGUGGCUAGUUACAUUUGGGGAACUGCUUGCUCGUAACAACAGAAACAGCCAGUGAACAGAAACACAUGCUCUUAACUAUGACCUGGUCUAGAGAUAUUUUGAGCAACUGAAAUAUUUUUGUGUGUCAAGCAAGGGAAGGGAAAGGGCGGGGACAGAGUUCAAAAUUUCAAACGUGGAUGCAAAGGUUUCACGAUGCAUUCUAUACAGCAAUAUGUAUGUGGCAACUUCCUGUGUAUUGGUUUAUAGGGAGGUAAGCCAUGUAUGGAACCCACACGUUUUCAAGCUGACCGCUCACAGGAGUACUAAUGUUCUUAAACAGUUAAGUAUUUGUCAAAUCUAGGCUCUGUCCAUGGUUCUGGGUACUGCUGCUGUUCCCUAUGGAUUAACCCACUAGAGCAGCGAUGAGGAACUUAUGACCCUUCAGAUCGGGAGUAGUGAACCUGGUGGCCUCCAGAUAUUGUUGGACUCCAAGUCCGACCACCCCGAGCCUGCAUAGCUAAUAAGGAAUGAUGCAGUCCAACAAGAUGUAAAGGCUCCAUGCUAGCUACUCCAGAUGUUGCUGGACUACUUCCAUCAUCCCCAAACAUUGGCCACACUGGCUGGGGAUGAUGGGAGGCAGAGUCCAACAUCUUCUAGUUCACCAUGGUCUACAGUAGAGUUACAGGUAGUUGAGCUGCUGUUGCACAGGUAGUAGCACCUUAAGAUAAAAUAAAGCUAAGCUUACCAGGAAGGCCUCUCCUUCAUGUUUCCUACAUGAGGCUGCUUAGGGCUGUUAACAUGUAUUCGUCACACAUUAUAUAAUGUUCCAUGAUAGCUCAUGAGGCUCAGAGCCAUAUUUUUGUCUAACUACUUGGCAAUAAUUUCAGUUCCCACACAAUUGCCAAUCGUGAUAAAAGAGUUGUGUGUCAACAUAAGGUUUAUUGAAAUUUGAAAUAUUCCUUUUAAAAACCAGUCCAGUAAUAAGAAAUGCCUUGUAGGCACUUUCAUCAUAUUACUUUGGAGAAGAAAUAUUUAAAUUGUUAAUGGAAAAAUGAGCAGAGCUGUCUGAUGUAUUCAGUCAUUGCACUGACCUAAUUUUGAGAUUAGAUUACAAAAGAGAAUGUUUUCUCUGCUAGACUUUUUACUGUGGCAGCAGAUUCAUAACGUCCUUUAAAACCCUAGCCUGCUCUUGGAGAGGAUGAAUUGCUACGGACAAGACAGAGGCAUGAAAGGUCAUAGCCGUGCUAUGGCACUUGAAUGCAAGUAGGUCCCACUAACAGAGAACAGAAAUUCUAUUAAUAAUAUUUAUAGUGUGUCAUCAGGGUACACAGCAUCUUACAGAGUUACAUACACAACACAGUCAAGUCCCUGCUCGCAAGGAGCUUACAAUUAGGGUGGCCGUUUAAGGAUUACCACAAAAGAGGAAAUGUCUUACAAAGAAAAGAGAGGGACAAAAGAUAACACAGAUUUGCAUAACAUAUGUGCAUACUAAUGUAUGAUGCAAAUUUAGAAGGACUUAAUAUAAUUUAAAUAGUAAUACAAUACAGCUCACCAUGGUGACCCUUGUGCUUUCCAGUGCUAAUUGUAGAUGGGCAAUGUCCAGGCCCCUUCUCAGGGUUCUUCAUGAACAAGACAGCCCUCAAAACAGAGGACUGUCCUUUGUGAAGGACACAUGUCCCAAUGUUGGGCUGGGCAUCAAAAAAUUCCAUAGACCCUGCACAGCUUGAGCCUUGUCAUA